Molecule: messenger RNA, 3464 nt
Organism: Closterium sp. NIES-65
Lineage: Eukaryota; Viridiplantae; Streptophyta; Zygnematophyceae; Desmidiales; Closteriaceae
Source: the annotation of a GenBank genome assembly
CACAUGCUGCCUCGCCGCCCCCUGCUGCCCGGCCCCUCUCCUCCUCCUCCCCCUCUUCGUCUCCUCGCCCAUGUCCUCCUCUCAGCUCCUCCCCCUGGAUCGCCAGGAUCUCGCUGCCGACUCCAUGCUGCCGCUCCACGCACUCACCACCACCGCCACCGCACCCCCCCGCCACCUGCUCCUCCUCCUCCACCGUCGCCAUCACCCCUUCCAACACCUCACGCCGCUGCACCGCCCCGCACACCUGCCUCAUCCCUUGCUGUGACGCCUGCAGCAGGUGCUGCUGUGCUCCCCCCUCCCCCUCUCUCCACCCCUGCCUUCACCUGCCUGCACGCCCCCAUGUGCGCCCCUGCUGCUGCCGCGCCCACUGCCCCGCCAUGACGCUCGCCUUCGCCGCUCACUUGCACUCCUCCCCGCCCCUCCCGCCUCCCCUCGUCCCUUCCUCCUCCUCCUCCUCCAGCUCCUCCCCUCCACUGCGCGUAUCUGCUGCACCUGAGCUCUCUCUGCCGCCCCCACCUCGCCUCCCCUCACCUGCACGCCUCCCCUCACCUGCACGCCUCCCCUCGCCGCCCCCUCGCGCGCCUCUCCCCAUCCCCUCGCCUCCUCUCUCUGGCCUGCGCCGCCCCUCCCACGCACCACAACCUCCACUUCCUCUCUCAUUCGCUCCCCUUCCCCCUCCUCUCCUCGCACCACUUGCCGCCUCUGUCUCUGCUGCUGCCGCCUCACCCCUGCUGUGCCGCGUCCCCCCUGCCUCUCUCCUUCGCCCAUGCCUCUCUGCACCGCGCCACUGCCCUGCCCCACCUCAUUGCACCGCACACAGUCAGCCCUGCGCCCUGCUCCCUCCUCGCCGCCCCUCGCCUCCACCUCUCCAUCGUCGCUUCCCUCCCCCAUCUGCUCCUCUUCCUCUCCUUCCUCUCCUCUUCUCCCCCCUCUCCCUCCUCACAACUGCCUGCUACCUCGCCUUCCUCUCCCGCCACCUCGCCCUCCUCUCCCACAUCUUCCCCCCCCUCCUCCUCGCCCUCCUGCUCCUCUCCAGGCUCCACGUCAUCACCAUGCCUGCUGCUACCUGGCCCCAGCCCUCCCUCCUCCUCCACGCCAUGCUUCCUCCGUCGCUCCUUUCACCACAUAACGCCUUCUCCGAGCAUACCUCAGCCGAAUCUCCCCUGUCGCCCUCCUCCCCUCCGCGUCCUUCUCGCCCUCCCCUUCCACCCCCUCCACCGCCUCCCCUCCCCUUGUCUCCCCACUUGCCCACUCCGCGCUCGCCGCUGCACGCCUCUCGCUCGCCUUGCCCUCCGCGCUCCCCGCGCGCGCGCCCACCGCCAAGCCGCCCCCCAGUGCGCCUCUCGACCUGUGCCACCCUCGGCCCUUCCCCUCCCUCCCUCCUCCUCCUCCCCCUCGUCCUCCCCCUCCUCCUCCAGCGCCAUAUCAUCCAAUUCCCUCAGUUGCGCCAACUGCCGUCGCUCCGCCAUCUCCGCCAACUGCGCGGGCGUCAAGUCCGCAUCGCGCGCAGCCCCGUCGCCGCGGCUAACGGUUUCAUCGAAACCGCCGCCACCGCUGCUGGUGGCGACGUUGGGACGCGCAGCGCGACUAGGCGACCUGCUGGCGGCGUGAGGCGACCUGCGGCGCGGCUGUGGGUCCAUGCGGGUGUGCGGCUGGCGGCGAGGGAGCCGAGGGAACCCCUGCACGCUCGAGAUCCGGUUCGGACAGGGGAACUAGUACGCCCGCACGCAUGCACUCCUGCGCUGCACUGGCAACCCGUCACGUCCUCGCCCGCACUUGCUUGCUAUAGUGCUAACCGCCACGCGCACAUUCUCUCCGCCGUUUUCAACGCGGGUGUCCUCACCACGAUUCACGAAGCAGAUCGACCUGUCCGCCGCACGUCGCUGCCUGACCUGUCGCUGGGCUGUGUGUUCCGUGUGGACUCGUACGGCAGCGCCAUCUCACCCCAGCCUUUCUCGCCCGUGCGCGCGGUGCAGCGCGCGGUGCAGCGUGCGAUUAUCGUGGACCGCGAGGACGCGCAGCGGCAGUACCUGGAGCAGCGGUGCUGCACAGACGGGGGCACGUCUGUACAAGUCUCAAAGCUCUCUCCUUCCUCCCUGCCGCCCCUCCCCGUGCGUCCACCCCCGGUGCUCCCGUGCGCGUGGGCGCGGGGGCAGGUGGUGCAGGCGGCGGUGGCGGAGGUGUACAGUGAGGAGAGCGCGGAGGGCGCCCAUGCCCCGCACGCGCACAACGCGGUACUGGCAUACCUGAGCAGCACGCUCGACCCCGACGCUCGCCGUGCCCCCCAGCCUCGCCCACCACGCCCCUCGCUGCACCCGCGCGCGGCGCCCCCUCACACACGCUCUCGCACGCCCAGCCAGCAGGGGCUGGCAGGGCGGUUGGAGCAAUCGCGGCAGCACUGCUGGGAGUGGAGCCGGGGUGCCUGCAGCGUUUUUGCUGCCACGGCUGCUGCGGUGAGUCACAUGCCAUGGCGCAGUGGUGCCACGUUGUGUGUGGCUGCGUGGCAGAACAAGGCGUGCCAGACGAGGCUGCAGCAGCGCGUCAUCGAUGCAGUGGCGUCGUCUGCAGCCAACAUCAGGACCUUCAUUCAGUUGAGCCUCGGGGACGAUGCCUCCAACACUGACACUGACGCUGUCACGCGAGUGCGGGAGGAGGUGCGGAGGGUGCGGGAGAGGGAGGCUGCCAUCACGCGCCUGCUGCUGGCCACAGUCUACACACGAGCCACCCUGGCGCAGGAGCACGUGAGGGUGACAAACGACCUUCUUGCCGUGCUGCAGCUCAAGACACUCCAGCAGCACCCGCUGGUAACCACUCCUUUUUGCUCACUGCAACUACAGCACACCGCACCGAACCCUCUGGUACCAUGCGGUGGAGCAGCAGAUCCGAGCGGCCACGUACACGAGAGACACCGUGCUGGCACUGCAGCACACCAGGUGAGCCCAGUGCAGCACACCAGGAAGCACCUGUUGGCACGCAAGGCUGAAGUCAGCUUGGCACGAGAUCAAGCAGUCAGUUCUACGUCUUUGCUCCUGCCCUGCUACACUACUUUCUUACAUAUUCUAUCAUGUCACUCCACUGCAAUGCACUCGCCAUCCCGCUUCCCUCCUCCGGUUUUCCUCUCCUCUCUGCUCAUUCCAAUCGUACCCCCCCUUGCUUUCUACAUCUGCCCCUUCCCCGUCUACUCCCCCACCCUCUGCCCCUUUUCCCUCUGCUUCUUCCCCCUCUGCCCCUUCUCUCUCUGCCCCUUCCCCUCUGCCCCUUCCCAUCUGCCCCUUCUCCUCUGCCCCUUCCCUCCUCUGCCCCUUCCCUCCUCUGCCCCUCCCCAUCUGCCAGCGGGUGCGCCUGGAGCAGCUCACCUCCACCCCGAAAUCCUUGCUGUUGCACGUGAAUACAAUCGAACCAAGGAGGCGCUAUGCAUGCGUGACGACAUGCAGCUUGGCAGGUAUGGCAUGCACUCUUCUUGA